AUGGCUAAGGGUAAAGGUAAGAACAAGUCUCAUGAUGAAGGCAGGAGCAACAAAUCUGGCGGGUCCAACGGGCACCAUACCCGGAGGAAUCAUCGUCACAUGGAAAUGAAGUAUUGUGGUGGUAGUAAAGACAGUUCAUUCCCAGUGAAGCUGGCUAUGUGGGAUUUUGACCACUGUGAUCCCAAGCGAUGUAGCGGUAAGAAGCUGGAGAGGCUGGGUCUGAUCAAGUCUCUGAGGGUGGGCCAGAAAUUCCAAGGUAUAGUGGUGUCACCUAAUGGUAAGUCAGUAGUAUGCCCUGAUGACAGAGAGAUUGUGGAAGCUCACGGUGCAUCAGUAGUGGAGUGCUCUUGGGCACGUCUUGAGGAGGUACCGUUUAACAAAAUUGGUGGGAAGCAUGAGAGGUUAUUGCCAUACUUGGUCGCUGCAAACCAGGUUAACUACGGUAGACCCUGGAGACUCAACUGUGUAGAGGCGCUGGCUGCAUGUUUUGCUAUUGUGGGACGUACUGAUCUAGCACACGAACUUUUAUCUCAUUUUUCCUGGGGUCUUGGAUUUUUGGAGCUGAACAAAGACUUGCUGGAGCGUUACCAACAAUGUACUGAUUCUGAGUCCAUCAAAAAGGUUGAAGAGGACUGGCUUCAACAAAUUGAUCAAGAAGUGCAGGAGAGAAAACUUAAGGCUCAAACUGAGGAUGUAUGGAUGAUGGGCAAUACAAACCGCGGUAAUUCGGGUCUAAUGCCCCCAUCGGAUAGUGAAGAAGAAUAUGAGGAGGAAGCUGAAGAGGAGGAAGAAGAUACCACAACUAGAAAGAAUGUGAGGUAUGAUAAUCUGGGUAACAUAAUUGAAGAUAGUGAAGAUGAUAAUAACGAAUCAGACUAUAGUAAUGAGGAAUCUUCAGAUGAAGCUUCAGAUGAAGACUAUGAAGAUGAGCAUGUUGAUGAAGUUGUUAAUCGUGUUGGCAAAUUAGCAAUUGAAUAG
This is a messenger RNA of Nakaseomyces glabratus, 978 nucleotides long. It is a transcript of the gene TSR3, whose product is annotated as ribosome biogenesis protein TSR3. The record is from RefSeq and is a predicted model, not a curated record. Gene Ontology annotation, molecular function: rRNA small subunit aminocarboxypropyltransferase activity. NCBI's taxonomy places the organism in Eukaryota, Fungi, Ascomycota, Saccharomycetes, Saccharomycetales, Saccharomycetaceae. Gene Ontology annotation, biological process: maturation of SSU-rRNA.